GCGCGCGCUCCUCCACACUCUGGGAAAAGCAGUCGAGCUGUCCGCCGGAUGCUGUGCCAGUCUCCGCUUCACCUGCUUCUGACGCUGUAGUCUCGGGUAUCCAGAUUCUUUUUUUUAUUUUAUUUUAUCGGGGGCGGGGGGCAGCGUACAUGAAUUAACCUCUGAAAAAGAAUCCCCCCCCCAACACACACACACACAGCCGUUAGUAAAAGAUGAUUUCGCCGUGGGACCGGUGGUACUCGACGAGCUGCUGCCUCUGCUGCCAUGUACGGACGGGCACCAUUAUUCUGGGAAUAUGGUACAUGAUCAUCAACGCCGUGGUCCUGCUCAUCUUGCUGUCGGCUCUCUACGAUCCCGUUCAGUACCGCUACCACCUCACCAGCUCCGAGCUGGGGACCGACAUUGAUGUCAUGGAUGAUGCAAAUAUCUGCAUUGCAACUGCAAUAUCCCUUCUCAUGAUUCUUAUAUGUGGCAUGGCAACAUAUGGCGCUUACAAGCAACACGCUGCUUGGAUCAUUCCAUUCUUCUGCUACCAGAUCUUCGACUUUGCCCUCAACACACUGGUGGCCAUUAGCGUGGUGGUUUACCCCAACACGGUGCAAGACUACCUUCAGCAGCUGCCAGGGACAUUCCCUUACAAGGAGGACAUCAUGUCCACAAACAAUAUGUGCCUAGUCUUCGCAGUCCUGCUCUUCAUCGGCUGCAUCCUCUCCUUCAAGGCCUACCUGAUCGGCUGCGUGUGGAACUGCUACAGAUAUGUGAGCGGCAGAGGCACCACGGAGGUCCUGGUUUAUGUCACCACAAACGACACCACGGUCCUGCUGCCGCCAUACGAGGAAGCGGUCGCCAUCUCAGCGAAGGACCCUCCCCCCCAGUACCUGGAGGCAUGAGAGACGGCCCUGCCGCUCAGUUACACCCCCCCGACACCUUCCAUUUCUACUUCUCAGCAGUAGGAGCCCAACUCAGGCCAAACCCGUGUUUUUUAGAUGCCGGUCUCAGCCUUAGAUAAAGCUGACACCCCCACCACCACUUCCCUCCUGCUGCGCGUCUUCUCCUCCAAGGACAGUGUGCCCAUCCCCAGCAGCGCCCCCUGCAGGCGGCUGCUCUGCGCUGCAGGCGCCUGAACUCUCGCCCCGACCCGACUUAAUGUGAAACUCCUGUUUGUUUUGUUGCUUUAGUAAAAAAAGCCGCACCCGUCCGGCCGCCAACUGUUAAGCCCCGAUACUGUGAAUUAACCCUGGUGUCCUUGAAUAGAGACGGACUACACGACGGUGGACGAAGCAAAGACGAGUGCGAAAGAAAAAGCAGCAAAUGUUAUCGAGUGAAAUAGCACUUUUUAAACAAAAAAAAAAGAAAAGAUUAACACAUUUUCUUCUAUGAAUGUAACGUGGAGGUAUUUUUCUAUGACUUUUUCUAUUACGGUAAAAACCGACCGGGGGGGAAACGGGACAAGUGUGAGCUGCCGUCUGUGAUGUAGGAAUAUUAACAUGCGUCUCUCAUCCUGUGGGAAGGUAUGCAGGGAAAAAAA
Molecule: messenger RNA, 1528 nt
Organism: Fundulus heteroclitus (mummichog)
Lineage: Eukaryota; Metazoa; Chordata; Actinopteri; Cyprinodontiformes; Fundulidae
Gene: laptm4b
Product: lysosomal protein transmembrane 4 beta
Exons: 7
Coding region: 213-890 (225 amino acids)
Cellular component (GO): lysosomal membrane
Source: RefSeq, a predicted model, not a curated record